GCAGUAUCGCGAAAGGUUACAGACAGAACGUAUCAGAGAUAAAGGUGCCGUGUCUCGUUGACUCGUCAUCGGUAGCAAUAAGGGUAAUCGACACCCUACCAUCGGGACGGUGAUAUAAAUCAGGUCGGACAGUGGUUUUGGGUAAAGAUUCUGGUUGAAUGAUACCCAGUGCGGUGUUCACUAGUGCUGCAGAAUCAUUCCAUUAGUUCAGAUCUACAAAAAACAGGAACCAGAGAGAAUAGAAUCAUGAGAGUAUUUCUGGCAGGUUUCUGUGCCUUGGCACUUAUCGUGUCCUCAACCAACUGUUUACCGACCGCUGGAAUGGCAGUUCCAAACACUCCGGAAAACAUGGAACGAUUGGCCCAUCUGGGACAAGAUGAUCUUGCGGAGGAACUUAGCGGACAGUUCGAGGGCGAUAUGGUGUUGGACGAAGAUCAGUUGAGUUCACUGCGGGAUAAGCGCAACGGACUCAUCGCUCAGGCGCGUCGUUGGCCAGACCGUAUUGUUAAGUACUACAUUCAUGAGCCUGAUUUCACACCGGAACAGGUUCAGCACAUCGAGCUCGGUGUUCGACUCCUUCAAAGCCAAUCGUGUCUGAAGUUCCAGCGCGUCACACCCGAUGCUACCGGUUACAUACGUGUGAUCGGAUCCAGUUCCGGCUGUUUCUCGUCCGUCGGAUACACUGGUGGUGCGCAAAAUCUUAACCUUCAGCCAAAUGCCGUUGGUGUGGGUUGCUUCCGUAUCGGUACGGUGGUGCACGAGUUUCUGCAUGCGCUCGGUUUCUACCACCAGCAGAGUGCUAGCGAUCGUGAUGAGUUCGUAGACAUCAUUUGGGAAAAUAUUGAAGCGGGCACGGAAAACAACUUUAACAUCUACGGCUCGAACGUUGUGACGGACUUUAACGUCCGUUAUGAUUAUGGCAGCGUUAUGCAUUACGGCGCGACGGCAUUCUCCGUGAACGGUCAGCGCACGAUCAUACCAAAGGAUCCGAAUGCCACUAUCGGGCAGCGGUUGGGCAUGAGCGAGCGGGACAUUUCCAAGCUGAACUGGAUGUACGGUUGCUUUGGAAAGAAUUAAUCGAGUUAAUCCGCCGCCUCGAAAAUGAUAAUUUAACCGGAAAGAUGAUGGUUUCGCCAUCUUCCAAUAAAUAUGGUGUGACUUAUACAAUUAAAAAGAA
Messenger RNA from Anopheles funestus (African malaria mosquito), 1177 nucleotides. RefSeq names its product seminal metalloprotease 1-like. The record is from RefSeq and is a predicted model, not a curated record. Gene Ontology annotation, molecular function: zinc ion binding; metalloendopeptidase activity. The coding region runs from base 247 to 1077 and encodes 276 amino acids. NCBI's taxonomy places the organism in Eukaryota, Metazoa, Arthropoda, Insecta, Diptera, Culicidae. Gene Ontology annotation, biological process: proteolysis. The transcript has 5 exons.